AUACAUUUGGCAACCACCUUGACACCCAAGGUAAAGUUAUAGAUAAGGAACUUGGGCUAAGAAACUUCCAGCAUACCGGUAAAGCUUUGUGUACCAUUUGGCAGUAUGAUAAAAUUUUUGGUAGACCUGUCUACUGUGAAUAUAUCGAUAAACAGCCAAUGCCUUUUUUGGAUGUUGUUUUUGAGAAAAAUGCACAUGAUA
Molecule: messenger RNA, 201 nt
Organism: Dentiscutata erythropus
Lineage: Eukaryota; Fungi; Glomeromycota; Glomeromycetes; Diversisporales; Gigasporaceae
Source: the annotation of a GenBank genome assembly